This is a messenger RNA of Cyclopterus lumpus (lumpfish), 8346 nucleotides long. It is a transcript of the gene cacna1ha, whose product is annotated as calcium channel, voltage-dependent, T type, alpha 1H subunit a. The record is from RefSeq and is a predicted model, not a curated record. Gene Ontology annotation, molecular function: voltage-gated sodium channel activity; low voltage-gated calcium channel activity. NCBI's taxonomy places the organism in Eukaryota, Metazoa, Chordata, Actinopteri, Perciformes, Cyclopteridae. Gene Ontology annotation, cellular component: voltage-gated sodium channel complex; plasma membrane; neuron projection. Gene Ontology annotation, biological process: membrane depolarization during action potential; positive regulation of calcium ion-dependent exocytosis; neuronal action potential.
AGGCACGCCAUCACCUCCUCCGUUGCUGCGCCUGUGAUCUGAACUGAGUGGCUCUGCCUGAUGCUCUAUCAUGACUGAUGGCGAGGGGAGAGUGCGUUUUCAGUACGCAGAGUGCCCGGAGGGGCGGGAGGAGGUGAGGCUCGCCAUACCGACACCCUUCAGGAACGACGCCCCGGGUCACGACGUCGACCCUGGAGGAGGCCACGAUGAGGAGGAGGAGGAGGAGGAGGAGGAGGCGGAGAGGAGGAGGAGGAAUGGAGCGGAGUGGAGUCCCGAGGUUCGGGAGCGCAAAGACCAGGAACCAGAGCUGGAGGUGGAAGUCGGGCCGACGUUUGGAGUUCGCGUCCGGGCUCCCAUUCGGGAUCCGGACUGCGUCUCCGAGGAGGAGGAGCAGCAGCCGUACCCGGCCCUGGCCCCCGUGGCCUUCUUCUGCUUAAAGCAAACCACCAGGCCCCGCAACUGGUGUCUCCGCGUCGUCUGUAACCCGUGGUUCGAGCACGUGUCCAUGCUGGUCAUCCUGCUGAACUGCGUGACUCUGGGGAUGUUCCAGCCCUGUGAAGACGUCACCUGCGAGUCGGAGUGGUGCCGCAUCCUCCAGGUGUUGGACGACUGCAUCUUCGCUUUCUUCGCCGUGGAAAUGGUCAUCAAGAUGGUGGCCCUGGGAAUUUUUGGCCCCAAUUGUUACCUUGGCGACAAGUGGAACCAGCUGGACUUCGUCAUCGUCAUGGCAGGGGUGAUGGAGUACUCUCUGGACGGCCAUAACGCCAGUCUGUCCGCCAUCCGCACCGUCCGGGUGCUCCGGCCUCUGCGGGCCAUCAACAGAGUACCAAGCAUGCGCAUCUUGGUCACACUGCUGUUGGACACCCUUCCCAUGCUGGGAAACGUCCUCCUCCUCUGCUUCUUUGUCUUCUUCAUCUUCGGCAUCGUGGGAGUCCAGCUGUGGGCGGGGCUACUGCGCAACCGCUGCUUCCUGGGAGAGGACGUCAGAUCAAUGUACAACUUGUCCAUAAGUCCUUACUACAUGUCGGAGGAAGGAGAAGACAGCCCUUUCAUCUGCUCGGCUCCCCGCGAGAACGGGAUGCUGCGCUGCCACAGCGUGCCGCCCCACGCCGAGGGCGGGGCCGUCUGCUCAUUGGCCGCUCCGCUCGGACCGGCCGGCGUUAACGGCUGCGUCAACUGGAACCAGUACUACAACGUGUGCCGGCCCGGGGACUUCAACCCGCACAAGGGAGCUGUCAACUUUGACAAUAUCGGCUACGCCUGGAUAGCCAUAUUCCAGGUCAUCACACUGGAAGGAUGGGUAGAUAUCAUGUACUAUGUCAUGGACGCUCACUCCUUCUACAAUUUUAUAUAUUUUAUACUGCUCAUUAUCGUGGGCUCUUUCUUCAUGAUCAACUUGUGCCUCGUGGUCAUCGCCACCCAGUUCUCCGAGACGAAGCAGCGGGAGAACGCCCUGAUGAGGGAGCAGCGCGCCCGCUACAUGUCCAACGACUCCACGCUGGCCAGCUACAGCGAGCCGGGCUCGUGCUACGAGGAGAUGCUGCGCUACAUCAGCCACCUGUAUCGCAAGUUGACGCGCAGGCUGCAGAGGAUAUACUCCGGAUGGCACAGUAAAAGGCGUAAAAAGGUGAAUCCCAACGGCGCCGGCAGUAACGGCGGGGGGAACGGCCACGGCCACGGCUCCAGCAGGGGCUGCGGAGGCUUAGGCCCGGGCAGCGCCUCGUGGCUGAGACCGAUCCACAACCUCCUGCAGCACCAUCAGCACCAGCACUGUCGCCUCAGCAACGGGGGGCAGCACACCAUCAGCGUGGCGGACGGGGAGGGGGCGGGAGGGGAGGGGCUGGAGAUGAAGUCGCUCCCAGCGGCGCGCGUGGGGAACGCAAGCGGAAACGGCGGCGGCGACGCGUCCGGCGACGCCCAGGGCGGCGGCAUGGGGGCGCUGCUGGGCCGGCUCAACGGGGGCAUGAACUACCCCACCAUACUGCCGUCGUUCGUGUGCAGCUACAGCAGCAAGACGCCGCCCCCCCACGCCAAGCAGUGCGGGCCCGGUCCGGACCAGCACCCGCCAAACCACCCGGCGUCGGAGCACACAGAGACACUCAGCAAGCUCUACCAGCUCAUGGGACAGCACAGUCGCCAGAGGCUGCUGUACCAGCUGGCCGGCGUGGUGCCCAGCCCGCUGCUCCUGGAGCUGCUCAGCUGCCCCCUGUGCGCCCGCAGCCUGGAGACCUUGGAGCUGGAGCUGGGAGACCUGGAGGGAGGCCGGGGAGAGGCGGACGGACUGCACGACUUCCCCCAGGGGGUGGAUCUGAGAGGCGGGCGAGGUCGGCGCCGACGGCGAGGGGUCGAGGAGUGCAAGAACGGAGCGGUGCGGGCCUGGACGGGCUUCAGGGAACGGCUGAAGAGGAUCGUGGAGAGCAAAUACUUCAACCGGGGGAUCAUGAUCGCCAUCCUGGUCAACACGCUCAGCAUGGGCAUCGAGUACCACAAGCAGCCCGAGGAGUUGACCGAUGUGUUGGAGAUCAGUAACAUCGUUUUCACCAGCAUGUUCGUGCUGGAGAUGGGCUUCAUGCUGCUGGCUUUCGGCCUGUUUGGAUACAUCAGGAACCCGUACAACAUCUUCGACAGCAUCAUUGUGAUCAUCAGUGUGUGGGAGAUCAUCGGUCAAGCAGACGGCGGGUUGUCGGUGCUGCGUACGUUCCGUCUGCUGCGGGUCCUGAAGCUGGUCCGCUUCCUGCCCGCCCUGAGGAGACAGCUGGUGGUGCUGAUGAAGACCAUGGACAACGUGGCCACGUUCUGCAUGCUGCUGAUGCUUUUCAUCUUCACCUUCAGUAUACUGGGAAUGCAUCUGUUCGGCUGUAAAUUCAGUCUCCAGACGGAGAACGGAGACACCAUCCCCGACCGCAAGAACUUUGACUCUCUGCUCUGGGCCAUCGUCACUGUAUUCCAGAUUCUUACCCAGGAGGACUGGAAUGUGGUGUUGUACAACGGCAUGGCCUCCACCUCUCCAUGGGCGGCGCUCUACUUCGUUGCCCUCAUGACGUUCGGCAACUAUGUGCUCUUCAAUUUACUCGUGGCCAUCUUGGUCGAGGGCUUCCAGGCUGAGGGGGAUGCUAAUCGGUCGGAGUCGGAUGACGAGAAGAAAUCUGACAACUUCGAGGAGGACGAGAAGGUAGAACAGCUCAGAGACACCGAGCUAAAGAUGUACUCUCUGAUGAUGACGGCCAACGGUCACGUCGACCCGCGCGGCUCGAUGGCUCCUCCCAUAAUCAUGCGCACGGCCGCCACCCCCAUGCCCACCCCCAAGAGCUCCCUGGGCCCGGAGUCGGUCCUCGGAGAGGAGCUCGCGUACAGGGAGGGGGUGCCUCAGUACGGCGAGGUGGGACUGGGCUUCCCCGACGCCGGGAGCAUCCACGCGGGCUCUCGCCGUGGAAGCUCCGCCUCCAUGGACCCUUUGGCCUAUGACCAGCGGUCUCUGAGCCUCUCGAGUCCCGGCCGGCGCUCCCCUCUCGCCCCCCGCUCGUGGGGAAGCCGGCGCUCCAGCUGGAACAGCCUGGGGAGAGCGCCGAGCCUCAAGAGGCGAGACACCAGCGGGGAGAGGGAGAGCCUGCUGUCUGGGGAGGGCGGAGGGGGGGAGGAAGAGGAGGAGGAGGAGGAGGAGGAGGAGGAGGAAGGCCGGGAGUGCGCCGGGGACGCCGGGGGGAACAACCGACUGCGUCCGGAGUCCCUGGAGCUGCUGCAGGCGUCCACGCUCUGCCCUUCCAUAACAGCGGAGUACGGGGACUGUAACGGCCGGACCCUGACCUACGACCCCAACGUGAACGCCGACCCCAAGGACGACUCCUCGCCGGACGACGACAUCGACGAGGACAGUUCUUUCUGGAUCUGGCUGAAAAAGGAGCUUCUGAACAUGAAGCCCCACUGGUGCAAAGAGCACGAAGACUGGACGCUGUACUUGUUCUCUCCAGAGAGCAAACUCCGUGGGUGGUGCCAAAGUGUGAUCUCGCACAAACUGUUCGACCACGUGGUUCUGGUUUUCAUCUUCCUCAACUGCAUCACCAUCGCUCUGGAAAGACCUGAUAUACAGCUCAACAGCAAGGAGCGAGUGUUUCUGAGCGUGUCCAACUACGUGUUCACUGUGAUCUUCCUGGCAGAGAUGGCCGUUAAGGUCGUAGCUCUGGGUUUCUGCUUCGGGAAGCAGACGUACCUCCAGUCCAGCUGGAACGUUCUGGACGGUUUGCUGGUGUUCGUGUCUCUGGUCGACAUCCUGGUCUCCCUGGCGUACACCGGCGGAAACCGGAUCCUGGGCAUCCUCCGGGUCCUGCGCCUCCUGCGAACGCUCCGCCCACUGAGGGUGAUCAGCCGAGCUCCGGGACUGAAGCUGGUGGUGGAGACGCUCAUCACCUCUCUCAGACCCAUCGGGAACAUCGUCCUCAUCUGCUGCGCCUUCUUCAUCGUCUUUGGCAUCUUGGGGGUUCAGUUGUUCAAAGGGAAGUUCUACCACUGUGAGGGCCUGGACAUGAAGAACGUCACCAACAAGUCGGACUGCCUGCAGGCCAACUACCGCUGGAUCCGCAGGAAGUACAACUUCGACAACCUGAUUCAGGCUCUGAUGUCUCUGUUUGUGCUGUCCUGUAAGGACGGCUGGGUCAACAUCAUGUACGACGGGCUGGACGCCGUGGGAGUGGACCAGCAGCCCGUGAGGAACAACAACCCCUGGAUGCUGCUCUACUUCAUCUCCUUCCUCCUCAUCGUCAGCUUCUUCGUCCUCAACAUGUUUGUCGGCGUGGUGGUGGAGAACUUCCACAAGUGCCGGCAGGACCAGGAAGAGGAGGAGACCCGCCUGCGGGAGGAGAAGAGGCUCAAGAUGAUAGAGAAAAAGCGCAGGAGUAAGGAGAAUGGAGGAGCUGAGGCCAAGCAGAGGCCUUACUACGCGGACUACUCCCCCCUGCGUCUGUCCAUCCACACGCUGUGCACCAGCCACUACCUGGACCUCUUCAUCACCUUCAUCAUCUGCAUCAACGUCUUCACCAUGAGCAUCGAGCACUACAACCAGCCGCGGUAUCUAGAGGAGGUUCUGAAGUACUGUAACUACGUGUUUACCUGCAUCUUCGUCGUCGAGGCCCUGCUCAAACUGGCGGCGUUCGGCAUACAGCGCUUCUUCAAAGACAGGUGGAACCAGCUGGACAUCGGCAUCGUGGCGCUGUCCAUCAUGGGCAUCGCCCUGGAGGAGCUGAAGAUGAGCUCGGCGCUGCCCAUCAACCCCACCAUCAUCAGAAUCAUGAGGGUACUCAGAAUAGCACGAGUGCUGAAGCUUCUGAAGAUGGCCACAGGGAUGCGGUCUCUGCUGGACACCGUCAUGCAGGCGCUGCCGCAGGUGGGGAAUCUGGGCCUCCUCUUCAUGCUGCUCUUCUUCAUCUACGCUGCGCUGGGAGUGGAGCUGUUCGGCAAACUGGAGUGCACUGAACACAACCCGUGUGAGGGCCUGAGUCGCCACGCCACCUUCGCCAACUUUGGGAUGGCCUUCCUCACACUGUUCCGAGUGUCCACGGGAGACAACUGGAACGGGAUUAUGAAAGACACGUUGAGGGAGUGUCACAAAGACGAGCGCCACUGUCUCUCCUACCUGCCUCUGAUCUCCCCGAUGUACUUCGUCACGUUCGUGCUCAUGGCCCAGUUCGUGCUGGUCAACGUGGUCGUGGCGGUCCUGAUGAAACACCUGGAGGAGAGCAACAAGGAGGCGAAAGAGGAUGCGGAGAUGGAUGCAGAGAUCGCCUUGGAGAUGGCGAUGGAGAGGGAGCGCAAAUUAAGCGCGACGUCCGACAACAGUUCAGUGGGAGGAGCCUACGUCGGGCCGUGUCCACACUCACCUGGGCAGGAGGAAGAGGUGCACUACGGGGACCUGCUGUCGUCAAGGAAGAUGUCCGUAUCCAGGAUGCACUCUCUGCCCAACGACAGCUACAUGUUCCGGCCCGUGCGGCCCGCCAGCGCCCCCUACCCUCUGGAGGAGGUGGAGCUCAGCCCCCAGCACCAGCAUUCAGGCUCGGUGACGUCGGUCCGCUCGCAGCCGUGUGAGAGCCGCGCGCUGCUGCAGGUUCCUGACUCCUCCCCCGUUCUCCCCCGGCAGCCUCCCUCCCUCACCCUGCCCCGCAUUGCCCCGCCCACGCCCGGCCCCUCCCCACUGGCCCUGCGCAGACAGGUGGCAGUUAAAUUGGAUUUUGUGGAGUCGCAACAGGAGAGGCCCAACUCGGUCCACCUGCCUCCCCUUUCUCCCCUCUCUCCUCAGACCACCUCCCCAUCUCUCCUGCCUCCUCCUCCUCCUCCCCCCCCCUCCCCCUCGCCCUCGGCCCUCCCUCUACCACCCUGCUCUCCUUCCCGCUUCCCUCCUCCCUCUCCGUCCUCUCUGCAUCCGCUGCUGUCCUCCCCCUCUUCCCUCCCUCCUCCGCCGUCAUCCCCCUCGCUUCUUCUCCCUCCGCCUCCCUCGCCCCGCCUCCCCCUGCGCCCCGCCAGCCUUCGGAGACCUCGACCGCCCUCGGCCGUCUCCCUCUGCGACCCGGCGGAUGAGGAGGUGUAUCACAUCACCAGCUCCGCCCGCCUCAGGUGGAGGGACGAGGAGGACGGGGGUCAGGAGGGCAGAGGGAAGGCCGGCCGCAGCCACUCCCUCUCCCCCUACGCCACGCCACACUCUCUCAACUCCUCCUCCUCCUCCCCUCCUCCUCCCCCGCUGCCGCCUUCCUCCUCGAGGAGCGCGCUCGGUCUGCUCGGACUGGCGGACCGCGACUUGAGGAAGGUUCUGAGCGUCGACAACCAGGCCUUCCGGGACGAACCGCCAUCGCUGUCUGCCGGUCACCCUGACGACCAGCGGCGCCACUCCAUCGAGGUCUGCCUCCCGCAGGCCGGCGUCGCCAGCGACGACCAGCACUUUGCGUGGGAGGCCCACCGGUCGGAGAAAGGCGGGCAGGCGUUUCCCGUGAGGGUGCAGUCGGUCGGGGGCGGCCACCGGAAGAAGAAGAUGAGCCCUCCGUGUAUUUCCAUCCACCCGCCCUGUGAGAGGGAACACCCCCGAAUGGCCUCGCCCCCAAAAUCGGCCGACGGGAGCACGCUGCUGAGACGCAGGACGCCGUCCUACGACCUGAGCCCGCACGCGCCGUCCAACGUGGCAGACGCCCCGGCGGAUUCGCAGACGCUGCACACGCCCCUCCACGUGCCGCAGCGGGCGCCCUCGCCGGCGUCCACCCCGACGCACUCUCGGACGUACACUCCGCCUCACGCGUCCGCACCGACGCCCCCGCACGUCCCCAUCAGCCCGAACAUCUUCAUCCAGCCGCACGCACCUCUCGUCCCGAGGCCUUUCUCGCAGACGCACUCCCUCUCCCCCGCGGCGAGGCACUCCUCGCUCUCGGGGGAGUACAUCCCCCUCCCCCAGUUCACCUUCGACCAACCGCAGUCCAGAUACAUGAGCGGCCUGUCGGCCGGCCUGUCAGACGCCGACGCGGCCACCUGCUCGUCGCCCUUCGACAACAGACUGGGAGGCGGUGCGGGGUUCAGCGCAAAGAAUCGGAGGACCGCCCAGUGACCAUGGGGCCUCCAGGAAGUGAAUCCAUUGGUCCUACAAGAAGUCGGGAGGCUGACCUCAGCAACGAUUGGCGCUGGGUGGAAAACGAGAGAAGUUUUCCGGUAGAAGGAUUUGUUUUUGAAUACUGAAAAGACAUGACUUAUUCUUUUCAGAGAGACACUGGUACAGUCCCACCCUAGAAUAACAGACAGUGGACCCAUCUUCCUAAAUCCCAGCUUGAAGGACAGCGGGUCCACUGGAGGCGGUACCAGUCAAACAGUACCCACUGUACAUGGUGUGUUUUGGGACGAAUAACCGACAACACGCCAGGACUAAAGCCACCUAACUCCGUAGCCAAAGUUUUCUUUUUCUUUUUUUUGGGACACACUGUCCUCACCCACGCGAGCCAAUCAGGAAGCAGCGUCUGGCUGACAACCUCUGACUUUUUACAAGAAGUGUUUUUUGUGAGAUGCGAGCGUGGGGGGGAAUUGUGGGAUAUGCAACUUCAGGUUUUUCUGCAGAAGUUCUGCUCGCCCCUCCUCUGCUCCUCGAUCACAUUGAUCGGAGCAGUGUGUGUGUGUGUGUGUGUGUGCGUGUGCGUGUGCGUGUGCGUGUGUGCGUCUGCGUUUUAUUUCUCCGAUGUGUGCGAGUAAUGUCACAAUCCGGCGUCGUCGUGGAAGUCGGCCAUGUUGUUAUUCUUACGCCUGCAAACGACACAGAGAGGGGAAGCAGGUAGUUUAUGUUUAUGUGUGUAUCUGUGCAGUGUAAAUAAUAAAAAGGAAAAUACUGUA